This is a messenger RNA of Cinara cedri, 210 nucleotides long. Lineage: Eukaryota; Metazoa; Arthropoda; Insecta; Hemiptera; Aphididae. The record is from the annotation of a GenBank genome assembly.
AUGGCCAUCGAGAGAGCGGCAGGCGUCGGAACCCGCAUAGGCCGGUCCGAUAUUGGCCGGUUGGCAGAUUGCCCGCACUACAUAACCAUCAAUAGGACGUUUCGGUUGAUUCAUACAUGCAUGGCCGGCGGCAAUGUGGUCACGAUAAUUUGCACCGUCAUCCACCUGAUGUAUAUGAUAUCGUGUCCAGACACCGCGGUCCGUGGUUAA